This is a messenger RNA of Oryza brachyantha (malo sina), 1286 nucleotides long. Its product is annotated as probable cysteine protease RD19D. The transcript is spliced from 2 exons. The record is from RefSeq and is a predicted model, not a curated record. Gene Ontology annotation, molecular function: cysteine-type endopeptidase activity. The coding region runs from base 8 to 1129 and encodes 373 amino acids. Lineage: Eukaryota; Viridiplantae; Streptophyta; Magnoliopsida; Poales; Poaceae. Gene Ontology annotation, cellular component: lysosome.
CCACACCAUGGCGGCUGCACGGCUCGGCCUCCUCCUCCUCCUCGUGGUGGUCGUCGUUGGCGGCGCCCGCGCCGGUGCGUCCGGGUCCGGCGAUGGUGGCGUCAUCCGGCAGGUGACCGACGGAUGGACGUCGGGGCUUCUCCCUGAGGCGCAGUUCGCGGCGUUCGUGCGGCGGCACGGGCGCGAGUACUCCGGCCCGGAGGAGUACGCGCGGCGGCUGCGCGUGUUCGCCGCCAACCUGGCGCGCGCCGCGGCGCACCAGGCGCUCGACCCGACCGCGCGCCACGGCAUCACCCCGUUCUCCGACCUCACCCGGGAGGAGUUCGAGGCGCGGUUCACGGGCCUCGCCGCCCGUCACGACGCCCGCCGGAUGCCGGCCGCCGCGCCGGCCACGGAGGAGGAGGUGGCCGACCUCCCCGCCAGCUUCGACUGGCGCGACAGGGGCGCCGUCACCGACGUCAAGAUGCAGGGCACGUGCGGCUCCUGCUGGGCCUUCAGCACCACCGGCGCCGUCGAGGGCGCCAACUUCCUCGCCACCGGCAAGCUCCUCAACCUCAGCGAGCAGCAGCUCGUCGACUGCGACCACACGUGCGACGCGGCGAAGAAGACGGAGUGCGACAGCGGCUGCGGCGGCGGGCUGAUGACGAACGCCUACACCUACCUGAUGGGCUCCGGCGGGCUGAUGGAGCAGAGCGCGUACCCGUACACGGGCGCGCAGGGGGCCUGCCGCUUCGACGCGAACCGGGUCGCCGUCCGCGUGGCCAACUUCACCGUCGUGCAGCCACCAGAUGGGGGCGGCAACGACGGCGGCGACGGCCAGAUGAGGGCGGCGCUGGUCCGGCGGGGCCCGCUGGCGGUGGGGCUGAACGCGGCGUUCAUGCAGACGUACGUGGGCGGGGUGUCGUGCCCGCUGGUGUGCCCGCGGGCGCUGGUGAACCACGGCGUGCUCCUCGUCGGCUACGGCGAGCGCGGGUUCUCGGCGCUGCGGCUCGGGUACAGGCCCUACUGGAUCAUCAAGAACUCGUGGGGGAAGGCGUGGGGGGAGCAGGGCUACUACCGCCUCUGCCGCGGCCGCAACGUCUGCGGCGUCGACUCCAUGGUCUCCGCCGUCGCCGUCGCGCCGCCGUGAUCCCAUGUGCACCGGCUGUGUCGGAUACUACUCCUACCUUGUUUGGUUUAGGCAGCGCCGCGCGUGUGGAAGCCGUGGCAGUAGUGUUUAUUAUAAGUGUGUGUCGCGGUGGGUUGUUUUAGCCGUCAAUCAAUGAUAUGUAUGUAUAGAAUAACAC